Messenger RNA from Limulus polyphemus (Atlantic horseshoe crab), 1821 nucleotides. RefSeq lists its product as uncharacterized. The annotation marks the transcript as partial. The record is from RefSeq and is a predicted model, not a curated record. NCBI's taxonomy places the organism in Eukaryota, Metazoa, Arthropoda, Merostomata, Xiphosura, Limulidae. The transcript is spliced from 16 exons. Gene Ontology annotation, molecular function: ubiquitin binding.
UAUUUUACCUUUACAGCUAUUUUAUCAACCAUGCUGAGCACACCACUACGUGGGAGGACCCAAGACUUCGACAUCCACAGCUUCAGCAGGGAUCGUAUGCAAAGCAUUAUCUGUAUGGAUUAGGAAAACCAAGCACUCCUGGACUCACGAAGGCCUAUCAAGCUUAUUAUGGAGCUUUACAGCAUUGUGUCCCUUCUGGUCCUGCACCACCUUCUUCAGCUGGGUCUUAUCAGGGUUCCCCAAGUAGAUACUACAGCAGUCCACGUCAUCUAGUUCAGGGAGCCUAUUCUCCAUUUUAUGGGAGUCCAAGAACACCCUAUCGAUUUAAGGAUGCAGGGGCUGUUCAAGUUGAUGAACGCAUUUUGAAUAAAUUGUGUUUACAAUUUCUGACUGUUGAUGAAGGUCAUAUCUGGCAGCUUCUGAAACAAUAUCACAACAGAGAAAAUGUUGUACUUAGUGCUUUGCUGGCUGAGGGCCACCCUCGUGCUCAAACUCAUCCUAUGGCUUAUGAACAUUUAACCCCAAAGCUACAGAAACAAAUCAUCGACUCCCAACCACCACCUGUGGAUGAAGCGAUUGUACUGAAACUUCACAACUUUUUCCCUCUUGCAAGUGUUGAACACAUCAAGGGAUUAUUACGGAAACACAAUGGCCAAGAACAUGAUGUCAUCAGUGCUUUAGUUAGUGGUAGUAGAGGAUCAAGUACCAACCAGAGUCCCCAUACAGGUUCACCUAAAAUGAAACUGCGCUACCUGAAAUUGGUGUUUCCUGAAGCUGAUGAAGCUGUGCUUUUUGAUGUGUUGAAUAACUGUGAUAAUAAUGCACAAGAAGCCUCUACUCGGCUCACCAAUAUGGGUUACAAAAAACGAGAUACACCUAUAUUACGUCCCAACAGCAGCAGCCAGCAUGCAACACCCCCGCCUAAAACCGAGGUUCAGCGUCCUUCAUUGCCGAUGGAACGUCCAUCCCCACCAGUCAUGUUGAAUCCUGCUGAUAGAAACAAGGUACAAGCAUCUCUUCAAGAACAGUUUCCAGGAGUGGCCAGAACCUUGAUAGGCUUAGCCUUGGAAAGUUCAAAUUAUAAUGAAGAGCGUGCCAGGCAGUUUUUGAUGGCCAUGACACCCCAAGACAGCCCACGACAGGUCUCACAUAGUGAAGUAUCCCAGGGUGCAGAAAUUCUUCCUUCUUCAGCUACUGAACACAUCCUCCCUUCACUAACAGCAGAAGCUCCACCCGUCCCACCCCGCAGUAGACACCCCUCAUCCUCUCAGGACUCAGCAGGUGAUGGAGUGUCUCGGUCUAGGCAUUCCAGUAUGGAAAAACAGUCUGGAAGAGGAGACACUACACGAGAAGGAACACCUUCACACAGUACUGUACGCUCAUCAUCACCUGCUUGGAAAGCAGGUUUAGUUGGACUAAUUCGACAGAAGUUUAAGAAGGAGGUGAUGAAGUUUUCUAAGGCAACAAGCACUCAAGAAGAUCAUCAGUCAAUUUCUACCAACAAGUCUCAACCGAAAGGUCCAAAUUCUACCUUACACAGAGGUCCAUGUGAAGGUCUUCUUUUAAAAGAAUACCUACCUUGGAAAGGCCCAGAUCCACAGAAUUGUAAAGGUCCUGAUCCUACUUUAUGUCGAGGUCCUGAUCCUAAGAAUCUGGGGACGAAACGAGAAUCCAGAGCUAAAGGACCAAAGCUGAGUCUGAGAAGAGGGCCACUGAAAGACAUUGCCCAUCGUUCUAUCACUUCAUCCUCUGGUGUGCUGGUUGCAACAGUGGAGACUGGUCCUUGAUGGUCUAGUUAAGCAGGAAAUUUACUUCUUUAUU